AUGGGGCGUAUAAAUAAUAGUUUUGGUGUCAUUUACCUUGGAGUGUUGGCCAGCGUCUACUUCAAGCCAGAAUAUACCAUGUAUGGGUCUAGAGGCGCGACAAUCACUAUUAUAGCUAUAGUCGUCAUCCUAUCAAAGCUUGUCUACCAGCUCUUUCUCUAUCCUCGAUUCUUCACGCCGUUAAAAUGCUUCCCUACCCCACUAAAUCGACACUGGCUUACGGGUAACACGACGAGUUUGCUUGUUGACACCCCCCAUGCCGAAAUGAAGGAGUGGGUGAGGGUUAUUCCCAAUGAUGGAAUCAUUAGAUACUACAUUGUGGGAAACCUUGAGCGGAUUGUGAUAACCAGCCCCAAGGUUCUAAGCGAGAUCCUAGUAAGCAGAGCCUAUGAUUUUGCAAAGCCACUAGUGAUACAGCAAGGAUUGGGCCGACUGCUCGGAAAUGGCAUCCUGCUUGCCGAAGGGGACGAACACAAGUUCCAACGGAAGAAUCUCAUGCCAGCCUUUGCAUACCGUCAUAUCAAGAAUCUGUAUCCUCUCUUCUGGUCUAAGAGUAUCGAGAUGGUCAGGUUGCUUCGAAGAGACCUAAAAAGCAGAAAACCCACCGAGGACAACACAAUUGAAGUCAGGAACUGGGCCGGCCGCUCUUCGCUUGAUAUCAUUGGCCUAGCAGGCAUAGGUCAAGACUUCGACUCCCUACAUGACCCGGAAAACAGCCUCAGCCGAUCAUAUAAAAUGAUCUUUACCGCCCCCGAUAUACUGACCAAGGCCCUUUUCAUACUUGGAAUGCUCCUUGGAGACAUGAAAUGGAUUGCAAGAUUACCCACAAGGCGGAAUAAGAUUAUCAAUACUGGCCGUAGGAAUAUCCGAGAUGCCGCGCGGGAGAUGAUCAGAGAGCGUAAAGUAAAGAUGGAGGAUCCUAGUGCAGAGAUCGGCGUUGAUAUCAUAUCGGUUGCAAUGCAGAGCGGCAACUUUGACGACGAGAGCCUUGUCGACCAGCUAAUGACCUUUCUUGGUGCUGGUCACGAAACUACCUCUGCGGCUUUUCAGUGGGCAAUAUAUUCCCUUUGCAAGCACCCGGAAGUCCAGACCCGCCUCCGUGAAGAAGUUCGCGCUAAUCUGCCCCCUAUUAAUGUUGGACAUCCAGGCCGUAUUGAUGCUGCUGCCGUCGAUAAUCUUCGGUAUCUGAACGCCGUUUGCAACGAAGUUAUUCGCUUCCAUCCAUCUAUACCGAACACCGUUAGGGUCGCCCUUAAAGAUACCACCUUGAUAGGGAAACCUAUUCCGAAAAACACGCAGAUCGUGAUUUCACCAGAGCUUAUUAACCAUAUGUCAGAGUUCUGGGGGCCAGAUGCGGAUCAAUUCAAUCCAGAUCGAUUCAUGGGCUCUGGGAAGGCCAACACAGGCGGUGCGACCAGCAAUUAUGCUUUUCUUAGUUUCCUCCACGGCCCACGAAGUUGCAUUGGACAAGGUUUCGCUAAAGCAGAACUUGCCUGUCUUCUCGCUACAGUAGUUGGUAGCUUCGAAUUCACCUUGAAAUACCCAGAUAGUAAACUUGAGGUACAAGAACAAGCGACAAUUUCACCAAAAGAUGGCGUUCUAGCUAAAUUUACUCUCCUCGAAGGAUGGUGA
Molecule: messenger RNA, 1632 nt
Organism: Nannizzia gypsea CBS 118893
Lineage: Eukaryota; Fungi; Ascomycota; Eurotiomycetes; Onygenales; Arthrodermataceae
Product: CTP synthase
Exons: 3
Coding region: 1-1632 (543 amino acids)
Molecular function (GO): heme binding; monooxygenase activity; oxidoreductase activity, acting on paired donors, with incorporation or reduction of molecular oxygen
Source: RefSeq, a predicted model, not a curated record